Messenger RNA from Alosa sapidissima (American shad), 2337 nucleotides. RefSeq lists its product as uncharacterized. The coding region runs from base 317 to 1693 and encodes 458 amino acids. The transcript is spliced from 5 exons. The record is from RefSeq and is a predicted model, not a curated record. Gene Ontology annotation, molecular function: GTP binding. NCBI's taxonomy places the organism in Eukaryota, Metazoa, Chordata, Actinopteri, Clupeiformes, Clupeidae.
AUGUAUACACGGUAGCUUCCUGUCUGAGUCACUGGAACUCAGCUGCCCUUGUAGUUCACCGUUUUCAUUCCUGAGAGGUUUUUGAGACACUCCUCUGAGCAACGCAGAAACAGUCACUGACCGUAUACAGUCAUGUGAGGAAGGGAGGAUCCCCAGCUGCUGCUCCCUGUGAUGGCAGCGGACUGAGAGCUCAGGCAAGAAGAGGAAGUGAACAGCACACUUUGAAACAAAAGGCCGUUUGAUAGCAGGCAACAGACAAUUGUCAACAGAAGUAGAAUAGUCUGCCGUCCUACUGGAACAGCUGGAACACUCAACAAUGGAACGGGAGAAUGUUCUAAAGUAUGAUGAGGAUCUAGAGGACAGAACUCCUCCAGAAACAGAGGGGUGGAGAAAGCAGGAGAGACAUCAAGAGGAAGGAGAGGAUGAUGAGGCCAUGGGCGCAGUAUUACAGAGAGGAGGAGGAAAGGAUGAGAUGCAGGAAACCCAAUAUGGAGCCUCUGCUCCGUCUGCCUCCUCCUUGGAUCCCAGCUCCUCGCCCCCACUCCUGGCUGCUGGCCCUGAGCUGAGGCUGGUUCUGUUGGGGCAGGCUGGCGCAGGCAAGAGCGCUGCUGGGAACAGCAUCUUGGGACGCGGGGCAUUUGAGAUCAAGGCCUCAGAGGGAGCAGCUGGAACGCAUGAUUGUAAGAGCAGAACAGCAACAGUUGCCGGAAGACAGGUGACCGUGGUGGACACUCCGGACUGGUUCUGUUCGGAGCUCUCCCCGGAAGACAUCCAGCAGCAGAUCCGCUCCUGUCUGGCCCUGGUAGCCCCGGGGCCCCACGCCUUCCUGCUGUGCGUCCCUGUGGACCAGCCCGCCUCUGUGGAGCUCCUGGGGCUGGAGGCCUUGGAGAUGGUGUUUGGCCCCAGGGCCGUCGGCCAGCACACGCUGGUCCUCUUCACCCACAUGGAUCGGCUGUCCGAGGGGCUCAGUCUGGAGGACUACGUGACCAGCAGGGAGCGCCGUGACCUGCUUAAGCUGGUAGAGAGAUGCGGGGACCACUACCAUGCCCUGGAGAGAGGGAGAGGAGGAGGAGGAGAGGGGGAACAGGAGGAGAUGGAGAGGCGGAGUGUGAAGGAGCUGCUGUGGAAGGUAGAGCAGGUGGUGAAGGAGAGCGGGGUGGACUUCCACGCCUGGCCCCCUAAACACAAGGAGCCUGAGAAGCGUGGCAGGCUGAGGAGAGACAGAGAAGAGUGGUCAGAGAUGGAGAGAGAGCCCGACUCAUCCUCCCCCUCUGCUCCCUCACCCCUAGAGCAAGAGGAAGAGCAAGAGGAAGAGCAAGAGGAAGAGCAAGAGGAAGAGCCAGAGGAAGAGCCAGAGGAAGAGCCAGAGGUUGAGGCUGAGGCUGGGCCCGCACAGGCGACGGACACAACGGAGACCAGCGAUGAUGAUCCCAUACAGGGUGAUGACGACCUUUUAGAGGGCGAUGACCCCUCUCUCGCUCCCGCCGUGCCCCCUCCCUCCUUCCUGCGGGGCUUGUGGGACACGGUGGUCGGGUGGCUGUGCCACAUCCCCGGGCUGGUGAGGGGCACCGCCCUGCUGGGGUCCUUGGUGGGGUUCUUUGUGGGGGGGCCGGUGGGCAAGAUGCUGGGGGACGCUGUGGGCUCAGUGGCCACUGAGGUGGGCAGGAGGAGGCGUGUGAAGAAGACCCAGUGAGGGUGCACACACACAAGCAGCAGCAGAGACACUCGUUUACACAGAUAAAAAAAAGCAUAGACGCUACAUAGUUAUGCACUGUAGGAGAGUAUGCAGCUACAAAGCAAGGGCACACAAAGGCUGAGAGAGCUUGUUUACUGGGAAGCCACAGUGAGCUUGGUCCUAUAGGAUCAUUUUAUCAUAUUUAAGGCUGUAAUUGUUUCAAAUGUUUCAGUCAGUCAGCUUUUGUUUACUCUUUACGAAACGCACAGGGACAUUUUAACACUGCUGAACCACAUUCACACACAGAAAAUGUAAAUGUACACGAGGCUUACAAAAAAAAUGUAUUAACAACAUAGGUUAAUUAAUGAAUAAAACAAAAUCAGACUAUUAAAUUGUGUUUUCUGUAAUUCACUGUAUGAUUCCUGCAAAGUCAAACCUUAUUGGUAUACAAUAAAACUGAAAAAGAAAAAAAAGAAAAAUCCACUUUUCUAGGACUAAAAUAUCUAGGACUAUCUACCAUGUGUUUUCUGUAAUUCACUGUAUGAUUCCUGCAUAGUCAAACCUUAUUGGUAUACAAUAAAACUGAAAAAGAAAAAUCCACUUUUCUAGGACUAAAAUAUCUUGGACUCACUAGGAGUUAGAGAGAUAUAAUUUCAAUUAAA